GACAUACAAACCGACGUCGUAUUAACUCCCUCUCCGCUCUCUCCAUAAAUAUUUUUCCCAAAAAAAAAAUAUUCAAAAUCCCUAAAACAGACUUCGAAAAUGGCAGAAGACACUGAAUCGAUCGACAGCUCCGCCGCAUCGCCGCCGUUGGACGCACAGAGCUCCACUGCAUUUCCCACCAUGGAAAACCAGACCUCCAAUGAUGCGAAGACAGAGGCGGAGAAGAUUACCGGAGGCGUCUCGCUCCGGAUUUGGCCGCCGACGCAGAAAACUCGCGACGCCGUUUUGAAACGCCUGAUCGAGACUCUGUCGACUCCUUCAAUUCUGUCGAAGAGGUACGGGACGCUUCCGUCGGAGGAUGCGACCUCCGUAGCGAAAGCGAUCGAGGAGGAGGCGUACGGCGUUGCCUCCGCUGGCGUUUCGGUUGAUGACGACGGGAUCGAGAUCCUUCAGGUUUAUUCCAAAGAGAUCAGCAAGCGCAUGCUGGAAUCUGUGAAGGGUCGGGCUCCGGCGAAGAUGGGUCAUGGAAAUGCUGGAUCGGCGGCGGAGUCCGGUGAAGAUGCCGGUGUGGGUUCUACUGAAGCCACCAAAGACGAUGCACCUCCCGAGUCGGAGAAGCCGGAGGCUUGAGUUCGGUGUAUCAUAUUCCCUUCUCUCUUUCUAGGGUUUGCUUUUGCUAGAUUCAUAUAAGAAUCUCAGGGUUUGAGAUGAGAUGUGUUCUUGUGAUGACUGGUGGAUUUCUCUUGCUUAUUUAUGGAGGUUUUUCCUAAUAUGCAUUUCUUCAGUGCCUGAUC
Molecule: messenger RNA, 794 nt
Organism: Tarenaya hassleriana
Lineage: Eukaryota; Viridiplantae; Streptophyta; Magnoliopsida; Brassicales; Cleomaceae
Product: WPP domain-containing protein 2-like
Exons: 1
Coding region: 100-630 (176 amino acids)
Biological process (GO): lateral root development; mitotic cell cycle
Source: RefSeq, a predicted model, not a curated record